AUGACGCUGCCGGAGAAUUCGACCUACUAUAAUCCUGUUCUCCCUGGCUGGCAUUCCGAUCCGUCUUGCAUUCAGGUCAACGGCACGUUUUAUUGCGUCACAUCAACUUUCAUCUCCUUCCCCGGUCUGCCCAUCUAUGCGUCAAAGGACUUGGUCAAUUGGAAGCACGUUAGCCAUGUGUGGAAUCGCGAGUCUCAGCUCCCAGGCUAUAGCUGGAUCACCGAGGGCCAGCAAGAUGGCAUGUACGCUGCCACCAUCCGCUUCAACGAUGGCGUGUUCUACGUCAUCUGCGAGUAUCUUGACGCGCCUGGAAAGGACGCCGGUGUUCUAUUCAAGUCGACGGACCCGUUCGACGAUGCGUCCUGGAGCAACGCAGUCACUUUCCCCGUUUCCAAGAUUGACCCCGAUCUAUUCUGGGACGACGAUGGAAAGGUCUAUGUUGCUACGCAAGGGAUCCAACUGCAGGAGAUGAACAUGAACACGGGCCGACUGGGCGUUGCCAGGGACUUGUGGCCUGGGACGGGCGGCGUCUGGCCGGAGGGCCCGCACAUCUACAAGAGAGACGGUUACUAUUACCUCAUGAUCGCCGAGGGAGGGACCGCCGAGGAUCACUCCAUCACCAUUGCUCGAUCCAGGAACAUCACCGGACCUUAUACGGCCCAUCCCAGAAAUCCCAUCAUGACUAACCGCGGAACGCAGGAAUAUUUCCAAACGGUUGGGCAUGGCGACCUCUUCCAAGACGCCCAAGGGAAUUGGUGGGGCAUGUGUCUAGCCACUCGCUCCGGUCCGGCUUAUAAAUCAUACCCGAUGGGCCGUGAGACGGUCCUCUUCCCGGUGACGUGGAACACUGGUGACUGGCCUAUUCUGCAGCCCGUCAGAGGCAGAAUGAGUGGAUGGCCCUUGCCCGAGCCGAGUCGCGACCUCCCCGGCGAUGGGCCUUUCAACUCCGAUCCGGAUGUGUACGAUUUCCCGCUUGGUGAGCCCAUCCCGCGCAACUUGGUUUACUGGCGUGUACCGCGGGACGGGGCUUUCACCGUCACGGACAAAGGCCUCCAGGUUGUGCUUGGGAGGAAUGACCUGGCCGGCUCGAAAGGGGGGGCGGAAUACGGCGCGAGGGCGAUUUCCUUCAUUGGCCGGCGGCAGACCCACAGUCUCUUCACCUUCAGCGUCGACUUGUCGUUCGCGCCGUGGAAAGCAGGCCAGGAGGCUGGUGUGACGGCAUUCCUGACUCAGGAGGCUAACAUCCAGCUCGGUGUCGUCAUCGUCGACUCGCAGCUGUCCUUCCGCUUUAAUGCCUCGGGCCGGACGAACACGACUGCCGUGCCCUCCGGGUGGGCAAACCAGCCGAUCCGGCUUCAGAUUCAAAUGGCCACCCCAGAUACGUACACUUUUGCAGCCAUGUUGGCAUCAGACACACGGAAGAAGGUUGUGCUUGGCACGGCGUCCGCAGAGCUAUUGAGCGGCGGCUCUGGGCCAUUUGUGGGCACCCUGAUUGGGGUUUAUGCCACUUGUAACGGGGCUGGAACGGGCUUAGACUGCCCCUCCUGUACGCCGAAGGCUUACUUCAACCGGUGGAGGUACACGGGGGCUGCGCAGUAUAUCUCGGCGACAGAGACGGUUCCGAGCCAAGUAGAUAUUUCAAAGUCGGUGGUGUAA
This is a messenger RNA of Canariomyces notabilis, 1656 nucleotides long. Its product is annotated as glycoside hydrolase family 43 protein. The transcript has a single exon. Gene Ontology annotation, molecular function: hydrolase activity, hydrolyzing O-glycosyl compounds. The record is from RefSeq and is a predicted model, not a curated record. Lineage: Eukaryota; Fungi; Ascomycota; Sordariomycetes; Sordariales; Chaetomiaceae. Gene Ontology annotation, biological process: carbohydrate metabolic process. Bases 1 to 1656 code for a protein of 551 amino acids.